AUGGCUAUGGAGGAAUAAGAGAAGAAGCACCACUUAGAGCCCACGUUCCAACUCUUAAUCACCCAAAAAUUAUACACAAAGACGUGCUUCUCACAUCUCAACUCACUCCCUCACCAGCUCACUUCACUCAAUCCUCUUUAUCUUUCUUUCCUUUUUUAAUUGUUAUAAAACAAUCUCUCUCAAUCCUCAAGUAAUCAGAGGUGACCAUAUGGCUCUCGACACUCUCAAUUCUCCAACCUCCACCACCGCUCCUCCUCCUUUCCUAACCAAGCCGGAGAAUCUCGAGUCGUGGACCAAAAGAAAGCGCACAAAACGACACCGAACUGUAGAUCAGUCACACCCUCCUUCCGAAGAAGAGUAUCUUGCUAUCUGCCUCCUCAUGCUUGCUCGUGGCUCCUCCUCCACCAAUGAUGGUAAUGAUCAUCACUCUCCUCCUGCUCCACCGUCCGAUCAUGACCACCGAGACUACAAGUGCUCCGUCUGUGGAAAAUCUUUCCCGUCUUAUCAAGCGUUAGGUGGACACAAAACCAGUCACCGGAAACCGGUUAGUAAUAUUAAUUGCCAAGAUACUAUUAACAGUGGUAACGGUUCCGUUACUAAUAACGGAAAUAUUAGUAACGGUUUAAUUGGUCAAAGUGGGAAGACUCAUAAGUGCUCUAUCUGUUUUAAGUCGUUUCCCUCUGGUCAAGCACUGGGUGGUCACAAACGGUGUCAUUACGACGGUGGUAACGGUAACGGUAGUAAUAAUCACGGCUUUGACCUGAAUUUACCGGCUGAUCACGAUGAAACACGUAAGAGUCAACUCUCCGGUGAAGAAUCAAAGUCGGUGUCAUGAUUAUUAUUAACUUUUACCGAUCAGCUAGCUAGUGAUGGAUCAUUAGCUGAGAUGUUGAUGAGUCUGUAAUGAAAAUGAUUGGAGUGGACUUUGGAUUAUUUUUAGUUUCUUUUUUAUGUAUACGAAAAGAUAAAAAUCUUCAUACGAUUAUUCGUUUUUGGGUUUUGUUUACAUAAUAAAGUAAAUAAAGAGGGAUAUAUUUGGAUUUGUAUUUUGUUUUAU
Molecule: messenger RNA, 1057 nt
Organism: Brassica oleracea var. oleracea
Lineage: Eukaryota; Viridiplantae; Streptophyta; Magnoliopsida; Brassicales; Brassicaceae
Product: zinc finger protein AZF1
Molecular function (GO): DNA-binding transcription factor activity
Source: RefSeq, a predicted model, not a curated record